UUACAUUAAUUUAUUUUAAAAAUGGCGUUCAGCGAUAACAUAAUAAAGAAUAUGGCAAACGAGAUAAUCCGUGAUUGUCAAGCGAAGAGUGUGUCCCCAGAAUAUGACUUCGUGGUAUACAUAAUACAGCUCAUGCUGUAUAACCCAAAAUUUGGUAACGCCAGUGGUAUAGAUAGAAGACAUUUGGAAAACUUCGUGGAAGAAUGUGUGAGGAUGAUAGUCGGCUCCGAAACACCGAUAUACACGCUCAAAAUGCAGCACACUGUCGACACAAACUAUGGUGCACUUACCAAACUAGUAGAUGAGCAUACGGCCUCUAUAGAGCAGUGUCUCAAACCGCUUAUAAACGAAAUCUUAGACGCAGAUCCAGCGACAGAAGCGGAAUACAUGAAGUUGUAUAGGAAGAUAUCUAUAUUUGUCGUGCUUUCCAGUGGCUUGGGAAAUCCAGGAGCUGUCAUGACCCUGAAAGAAGGCAUAGCGGCGCUCGAAAGCGUGUUCCCUGCGCCCGACUUGCGCGUCUUCGUGGACCUGCCUCGGCCGGAGCGGCUGGGCCAGCUGCAAGAACUGGUGGAACUGGUCUCUGGAGUGAGGUUGUUUAAUCGGGACUGCGGGAGAGGAGGCGAGGGCAUACCGGAUUUGACAUUCACCACCCUCGACGCGGGGCGGGCGUGUGCCGCGGCGCUAUCAUCAACUGUUGCGGCGGUGACGCAACGCGUCUCAUCGCUGACAGCUGCGGUCGGUGUUGACAUUGAUGACGCGGGGGAAAUCGUGACGAUGGGGUUGAGGAGUGCAAACAAACGUAUCUUUGACCUCAUAACAUUCUACCGUCAAUACGAGGUGUUCCUGCGGCGCCUGCUGUCAGACGUGGCGGCCAUCACUGAGUCCUCCGCCCAGAGCGCGGAGAGAGCUAGGGUAGUGCUACAGGAGAUACAUCUAGCCGUGAAGUACAAGACGGCCGUGCCUGCUGCUACUGUUUAUCCACUCUUCAGAAAGCUGUGGUCGGUCUGGCGAAGUCUUCAGAACAUCAUGUACCUCCUAGCUACCGUACACAGGCUGAUGACUAGUCUCAACAGCAUCCACGAUCAUGUGAAGAUAACUCCAGACGUCAAAAAAGUGGUUGGGAUGGAAAUGAAGAAAGCAGUAGAGGGGGGAAACCUUGAUUAUGGGAAUGUGACUGGAGAUAUUCAGUUUCAGGGUUUUUGCGCCACGUGUCUCAACGUGGGUGCCCUGGUUCCUGCCAAACGUGGCGCUGGAGUCAUCACGUGUGACGGCAAGAGCUACGGGUUCUGUAGCGUGGUUAUGGCUAAGCGGUUUAGUUUAGAGCCUAGAAGAUACAUAAAUGGUGUGCUGGAAUAUGCCAGAAACAAUAUUGACGUCAUCAACUUACUGCGGCUGAAAGAUGAACUGACUAGAGUUAGGAACAUACCGGACUUAGUCGCUAAAGUGGAGCCUAAAAUUCAGGUGGUAGACCGGCACAUACAGACGGAAACGCACCCACGAGCCACGCACAUCGACAAGGACUAUUCCUGGGACAUGUGGGAAUGGAAGCGGCGCGCUUGUCAGUGGGCCAAAAUAGUGAACUGUCGGACCCGCGCCACCCAAACGCACCACAGUCACCACCGCCGCGAAGCACCCUGUCAGACCACGGAGCCCAGGGCGCGGGCGGUGCAGACGACGGUAGAGGCCGCUGUCAAUACUGAUGGCUGCGGGAGAGUGGGGUAUCCGUUGUGGAGUGUGGGUGACAAAGUCAAGCAGUUUGAAGUGUGUCCAUGUACAGUCAGUAUCGACAGCGAAAUAGACAAAGCAGCAUACGAAAUUAUCAAGAAAAUAAACGAGACAUCAAAUUAA
Messenger RNA from Aricia agestis (brown argus), 1848 nucleotides. RefSeq names its product cilia- and flagella-associated protein 206-like. Gene Ontology annotation, cellular component: ciliary basal body; axoneme. The transcript is spliced from 11 exons. NCBI's taxonomy places the organism in Eukaryota, Metazoa, Arthropoda, Insecta, Lepidoptera, Lycaenidae. Gene Ontology annotation, biological process: regulation of cilium beat frequency. The coding region runs from base 22 to 1848 and encodes 608 amino acids. The record is from RefSeq and is a predicted model, not a curated record.